GUAGACAAUCCCGUAGUUACGUAAACAUAUACACAAGUGUUGUAACACCCCUUGCACAACUGUAUGGUUGGAACCGUACCAGGAAAGUAGUAGAAUCCGUUACUGCAAUUCACUGUUUCAAAAAGCGUACUUUUGAAAAAUGGCCGAACUUGAUCUGGAAAACCGAGAUCCUAACAACAUCAAUGACCACUUAAAGGUCCAGUUUGAGGAUGUCUUGGCUGAGCCCGAAGGUGCACACAGCAUUGACUGCUGCUGGAAGUUUACCAACACUUGCUUCAACUGCUCCUUCAAAUGCUGCUACAUGUUGAUGACCCUGUGUGGACCUCUCUACGGUCUCUACUACGGUUGGAGUUACGCCAUGCUUGCCUGUGAUCACAUUUGGCAGUACACACCACAGAUCAAAGCCUGUGAGAUCAACUGCAUCAUGAUGAGGAAAAUAUACACCAUCUGCCUCAACUGCUGCCUGACGCCAUUCUGCGAGUCUUGUGGUGCCUUCUUCAGUAGGAUACAAGUCAAACAGUAACACAGAGACAAGCUUGAUCUCUCCGUAUCUUCUUUUACAAAGUAAAUCAAUAUUGUAGAGUACUCUUGAUGAAUCUGAAACUUUAUUUCAAGGUCAACACAUUGUCUUUUCUUGAGAUGUAUUGGAUAUAAAGUACCAAGUGCGAAUAUGUUUCAUGUUAGGCACAGUGUUAAGUGAAAUUUCCAUUUGCAUCGCUCGAAUUCCAAUCGGCCAGUUAUCUAAACAUUUCUAUGUUAGUAUUUCUGUCGCAUUUUCUGCAUGGAGAUUAAGGAUCCUGUGUUUGUUUCGCCCAUCGAAGAAGGAAAGAACACACAUAAUGUGCUCUCAUUUCUUCGUUUUUGUGCAGGAGUUUGAUCUCAAUAUACUGUAUGUACUAGGGGAAAACAGAAUCAUCACUUUAUUGUGCUACAAUAAAUUAUCUAUUACACA
Haliotis rufescens (red abalone) is the source of this 952-nucleotide messenger RNA. RefSeq names its product caveolin-3-like. Gene Ontology annotation, molecular function: molecular adaptor activity. The transcript has 2 exons. Gene Ontology annotation, cellular component: caveola. The record is from RefSeq and is a predicted model, not a curated record. NCBI's taxonomy places the organism in Eukaryota, Metazoa, Mollusca, Gastropoda, Lepetellida, Haliotidae. Gene Ontology annotation, biological process: caveola assembly. Bases 140 to 523 code for a protein of 127 amino acids.